AUAUAAGUACAGCGAAACCGCGGGAUACGACAGAGCGAGCGCUAGCGGCUAGCGGUGCAAUACGUCUCGCCGAUAGUCGAAGCGCGAGAUACCCCGCCUGCCUACCUGUGGCGUACCACGACCCAACCGGAUUUCUCAGUCUGCGACAGCUGCGGAAAAGCGCAACUCCACUUUGUCUCCCGCAUCGUUUUUCUCGCGGAGCUGCCGCGGAAACGAAGGCCCGAAGGAGAACGCCCGAGACUAACCGGACGAGAAUGACCAGAAGGAGAAUCGGCCACAUUGUGCUGAUCGGCGCGCUGUUCAUCAGCACGUUUCACGGGAUGUGCGCCGAUUGGACGACAGAUUUGCAAGAAAGUAUUCAAGCUAUGACCAGAGGUAUUGACGAGCAGGUGCAACGUAUCGUUCAGCAAGCGCACAAUGACGCGAGACAGAGCAUAUACAGUUCAGUGAAACCUGCGUUAGAGCAAGUGAGAAGAACCGUACAGAAUCUACCGAGAGAUGAACACGGACGCUUAAUAAGUAACACCGGCAACACGAUACUCGUUAAUAAUGGAAACGGCGUAUCAAGGUCGAUCACAUCCGGUCAUACACCGGACGGAGAACCGUUUGUGCGCGACAUCGUGGAAUGGUACGAGGGAAAUAUGCUUUACCACAACGAGACCGCUUACAAUCCGCGGACAAAAAGUAUGCAGACGACUUGCUGGAAACUGGACUUCGCGACAUCAGGUGCCAAGCCCGACGAUUGUUGAGAUAACGCGCAACGGACGUCGUAAGAAGACCUCGCGUUAAGAUAUAGAUUAAGAUUAAAGAGAGAGAGAGAGAGAGAGAGAGACGACGGGACGAAAGAUGAGGCAAAAUCCGCGUUAAUUAUCCUGCUGAUUGCGAAGAGCUUAUUUAACGAUGAGCUUAUUUAACGAUGAUGCGUAGAAUUCAUUGAAUUCUCGUUCGUUGAUAGUCAACAAAAUAUCGAACGAGUAUGCCUUUUUUGCUCCGUCUCCCCCCCCCCGUUACUAUUUACAGAUUAGAAAGACAUAAUUGCGGCGAGAUAUAUUCGACGAAUUUCGAUCGCGCGAGCUCGCAACAUCGUUAUCCCGCGUUAUCGGAUGACUGUGAAACGAGUUACGCGGCGAAAGCCGCACAAUUAUCGCGUUACGCAAAUCGACAAAGAGAGCACGGCGAACUUUUUAAUUACGGUCCAGCGUGACGUUCCGAACUGCAAAUGUAAAUUCUCGGUUAAAAUAUAUAUGGCCGCGCGACGGAUUAUCGGCUUAUCUGACAACGCGAAUAAAGUUCUUUUUCUCGAUCGGUAUUAAGUCUCGCCAUUCGCGCCGCUCUUAACGUUGACUAACAAUGUAACAACGUAGUCGUGUGGCUAUUUAUUCUUCGGCAAUAUUCCUGCAUUAUUCGUAGUUAUCGAUUGUGUGCGUCGUUUAACGUAACGUAGUUAUUUAAUCGUUAUUUAAUUUGAGAUACAUAGCGUGUCGAAGGACCGCGAAUCGAAUCGCGCGAGACGCGCGAGGAAAGCAGACGAAGAGGAGGUGAGAAACGGGCAUAAAUUUUCACAGGCAGGAGGCUCGGCCAAUAAAGAAUCAUUUGUUACGAUAUACGACUACGAAACUUUAAGCGGGCCAUGGGAGCGAUGCAUUUCGAUGCACAUACAGCGAUGUAUACACGUAUAUAGAAUACAAACGCGAUGUAUAGAGCGUGCAGUGGCGUCGAAGCGCACGCUCUUCAGCGCCUGCCGCGACGUGCAAAAAUCCCGUUUCUCUCUAUUAUCGCCUUUAUGCGAUCGCAAGUGCCGUCGCGCACUUGCGAUAAGACGAAGAAGCGAUAAGACGAAGAAAUGGGAGGGGAAGAGUAUUACUUCUAUAAUUUCUAUGUGCUCCUCUCCAGUGCGUGAUUUGACCUAAUUUCGCACAAGCUCGCGACAUUUGUUGUUAUUAUUGUAUUUGCGGAGUUUAUCUCCCGUGGGGUUGUGGAAAUCAUUAAAAGUAUGUAAAAACA
Messenger RNA from Harpegnathos saltator (Jerdon's jumping ant), 2004 nucleotides. RefSeq lists its product as uncharacterized. The record is from RefSeq and is a predicted model, not a curated record. Bases 255 to 749 code for a protein of 164 amino acids. NCBI's taxonomy places the organism in Eukaryota, Metazoa, Arthropoda, Insecta, Hymenoptera, Formicidae. The transcript has 3 exons.